Molecule: messenger RNA, 1974 nt
Organism: Monascus purpureus
Lineage: Eukaryota; Fungi; Ascomycota; Eurotiomycetes; Eurotiales; Aspergillaceae
Source: the annotation of a GenBank genome assembly
CUGGUUUUCAGCUUCAAUUCCUUGCUCGCCAUGGAAUAAAUAGCCCCAACUCCUCCACAUAUAAAUCUCCCCUCUACUUUGUAUUCUAUCUAUUUCUUCUUGCUUUCUUUCUUUCUGGUUUUUACUCUUGGAUUCUUCCCAGCUCCAUCCACUUUCCAUCCACUUCAUCUUCUGCCCGGAGAUACUUCUCCGCACUCCGAUAUUUAAAUAAAAACUCGCCGCGGGCUUACAUGUAUGUCGGCCGGGGGGGAACAUUUGAAGGAUGAGGGCUCCAAACGACAAACAGUCCUGGCGGGUGGCAUUGCGGGCCUGGUGUCCCGCUUCUGCAUAGCCCCCCUGGACGUUGUCAAAAUCCGCCUCCAACUCCAAAUCCACUCCCUCUCCGACCCUUCCUCCCUCGCCGCCGACCGCAAGGGUCCCGGCCCAACAUACAAGGGCACCUUCUCUACCAUGCGCACCAUCAUCAAAGAAGAGGGCUUCACCGGCCUCUGGAAGGGGAAUGUCCCCGCUGAACUCCUCUACGUCAUCUACGGUGCCGUCCAGUUCGCUACCUACAGAAGCACCACCCAGGCGCUGGCGUCUUUGGGUUCCCACACCACUCACGGCCGGAGGCUGCCUGCGUCCGUGGAGUCGUUUAUCGCCGGUGCCGUGUCUGGUGGUGCUGCCACUACCGUUACCUACCCGCUGGAUUUGCUCCGGACGAGGUUCGCGGCCCAGGGGGUUGAGCCGGUUUAUUCGUCGCUUGGGUCCGGGGUGUUGGAUAUUGUGAGGAGCGAAGGGCCUCUGGGCUUGUUUAGGGGCUGUUCAGCUGCUGUGGGACAGAUCGUGCCGUACAUGGGGUUGUUUUUUUCCUCGUAUGAGAUGAUGAGGACUCUUUUGGCUGUUGAUGGUUUGCCGUUUGGCUCUGGGGAUGCCGUUGCGGGCGUUUUGGCCAGUGUCACUGCCAAGACUGGGGUCUUCCCCUUGGAUCUGGCCAGGAAGCGUUUGCAGGUGCAGGGGCCAACUAGAACUCGUUACGUCCAUCACAAUAUCCCUGAGUAUCGCGGUGUUUUCGAUGUUAUCACUUCAAUUCUGCGCACCCAGGGCGUUCGGGGGUUGUAUCGUGGUCUAGCUGUCAGUUUAUUCAAGGCUGCCCCGGCCGGAGCCAUCACCAUGUGGACCUACGAAAAUUCCUUAAGAGUCCUCAGAGAGAUGGACGUGCCUUUGGUUUCUGCGGAUGCGAAAUGACGGUUUCGGAUACAUUUGUUUGUCUUUUUCCUUUUUUGCCUGGCGUUUCGGACUCAUGUAAAAUACCUCGGCGGCACACAGACUGUACUCUACUGGGCUUUACAUCAUAUUCCUGUAACACAUGGGAAUGUCUAAUAGAUUUUGUAUUCCUUUGCUGCUCUGUCCAGGUGCGCUCGUGGAACACCAGCGCCUCAAGGGCGCAGCACAAACAAAAUGGGGGUGUCGUAAAAUCGAAAGACGGAUAAAUUAUUCAGACUAACAAAGGAGAGACGGCAAGACACACCAACAACAAAAGGUAGAAGACAACCGCCAAGUUCGCAGUGAGACUGCCAGUUCAAUUAAUAUUCACCCUCCUCCUCGACGUCGUUGCUGUCAUUGGCGACUUCUUCGUAGUCUUUCUCGAGAGCGGCCAAAUCCUCGCGAGCCUCAGAGAACUCACCCUCCUCCAUACCUUCACCGACGUACCAGUGCACGAAAGCGCGCUUGGAGUACAUAAGGUCGAACUUAUGGUCAAGACGAGCCCACGCUUCGGCAAUUGCCGUGGUGUUGGACAGCAUGCUGACGGACCGGUCAACGGGCGCCAGCUCGCUACCAGGAACACGCACUGGUUUCUCGUAGUUGAUGCCGAGCUUGAAGCCAGUGGGGCACCACUCCACCAGAUUGAAGGACGCCUUGGCCUUGAGGGCCGCGACGGCAGCAGUGCAGUCGAGGGGCACAACGUCGCCACGGUACAAGAGGGCCACAGCC